Messenger RNA from Ectocarpus sp. CCAP 1310/34, 423 nucleotides. Lineage: Eukaryota; Phaeophyceae; Ectocarpales; Ectocarpaceae. The record is from the annotation of a GenBank genome assembly.
AUGCGGAUGCUGCUCGGUUUCUACGUGCACCUCAUCACGCUCGCGCUCUACACGGCGGUGGCGUUGGAGAGCGACGACGCCGAGCUCAGCAACACCGAGAUUGCCCUGACGUUCCAUGUCAUGGCCGAGAUCGUGAGCAACUUCCUCCAAAUGCGGGCGGGCUUCGUGGAGUUCUGGCGGGACAAGUGGAACUGGCUAGAGAGCCUGUCCCUGCUCCUGCUGGCGGGAGGGCUGACCAUCCGACUCGGCAACAGCGACGUGCACCAGGGUCGCGCGUUGUUCGCCCUCAGCGCCCCGGUCGUGUGCUCUCGCGUGCUGUUCUUCGGACAGUUCUUGAAGCGCCAGGGCCUCGUGAUCCAGGCGAGCUUGAGCGACGGGUUGUGCCCUCACCACGACGUGGUCGUUGUGCAUCUUGGCGCGUGA